UUCCUGCCGGGGCGGCGCUGCCCGGCGCGGGGUGCUGGAGGCGGUUCCUCCCCGCGGCGGAGGCGCACACGGGCGGCCUUGGUUUGGCUCGGUUCUUUCUCCCCUCGGCUCCCGCGGCCGUCCCUAUGGCGCUGUGCAACGGAGACGCCAAGCCAGAGAACACUGGAGGAGAACUGAAGGACGGGCAGCACCACUACGAGGGAGCUGUCGUCAUCCUGGAUGCUGGUGCACAGUAUGGGAAGGUCAUCGACCGCCGGGUGCGUGAGCUCUUCGUCCAGUCUGAGAUCUUCCCCCUGGAGACGCCCGCCUUCGCCAUCAGGGAGCAGGGCUUUCGAGCUAUCAUCAUAUCUGGAGGACCAAAUUCUGUGUAUGCUGAAGAUGCACCAUGGUUCGACCCAGCGAUAUUUACAAUAGGAAAACCAGUUCUUGGGAUCUGCUAUGGCAUGCAGAUGAUGAACAAGGUGUUUGGAGGCACAGUGCACAAGAAGAGCGUCAGAGAAGAUGGAGUGUUCAACAUUACUCUGGAUAACACGUGUUCACUGUUCAGGGGCCUUCAGAAGGAAGAGCUUGUGCUCCUCACUCAUGGGGACAGUGUGGAUAAGGUUGCUGAUGGAUUCAAAGUGGUUGCACAGUCUGGGAACAUUAUAGCAGGUAUAGCAAAUGAGUCUAAAAAACUCUAUGGAGCACAGUUCCACCCUGAAGUUAGCCUUACAGUGAAUGGAAAAAUGAUCCUGAAGAAUUUUCUGUAUGAUAUCGCGGGAUGCAGCGGGACCUUUACAGUGGAAAACAGAGAACUUCAGUGCAUUCAAAAUAUCAAAGAGAAAGUGGGCUCAUCAAAAGUUCUGGUUUUACUCAGUGGAGGUGUGGACUCAACUGUUUGCACUGCUCUGCUGAAUCGUGCUUUAAACCAGGAUCAGGUGAUAGCUGUACAUAUAGACAACGGAUUUAUGCGCAAAAGAGAAAGUCAGUCUGUGGAGGAGGCACUGAAAAAACUUGGGAUUCAGGUUAAAGUGGUGAAUGCAGCUCAUUCUUUCUAUAACGGUACAACAACUCUGCCAAUCUCUGAUGAAGACAGAACUCCACGUAAAAGAAUUAGCAAGACCUUAAAUAUGACUACAAGUCCUGAAGAAAAAAGAAAGAUUAUUGGUGACACGUUUGUUAAGAUUGCCAAUGAAGUUAUUGGAGAAAUGAAUCUGAAACCUGAAGAGGUUUUUCUUGCUCAGGGUACCCUCAGACCUGAUCUCAUUGAAAGCGCUUCCCUUGUUGCAAGUGGCAAAGCUGAAGUAAUCAAAACUCAUCACAAUGACACAGAGCUGAUUCGAAAGUUAAGAGAAGAGGGUAAAGUUAUAGAACCACUAAAAGACUUUCACAAAGAUGAAGUUCGAGUGCUAGGAAGAGAGCUUGGACUUCCCGAAGAGCUGGUUUCAAGGCAUCCCUUCCCAGGUCCAGGUCUGGCAAUCAGAGUGAUAUGUGCUGAGGAGCCUUAUGUGUGCAAAGACUUCCCUGAAACAAACAACAUCUUGAAAAUAGUUGCGGAUUUUUCUGCGAGUGUUAAGAAGCCACAUACUUUGUUGCAAAGGGUCAAAGCGUGCACGACUGAAGAAGACCAGGAGAAACUGAUGCAGAUUACAAGCCUACAUUCACUGAAUGCCUUCUUGUUACCCAUCAAAACUGUGGGAGUGCAGGGUGACUGCCGCUCGUACAGCUACGUGUGUGGGAUCUCCAGUAAGGAUGCCCCACACUGGGAGUCCCUCAUGUUUCUCGCCAGGCUCAUACCUCGCAUGUGCCACAAUAUCAACAGGGUUGUGUACGUGUUUGGUCCACCAGUCAAAGAGCCUCCCACUGAUGUCACACCCACAUUCCUGACAACAGGAGUCCUCAGCACUUUACGUCAAGCUGACUUUGAGGCUCACAACAUUCUCAGGGAGUCUGGCUAUGCUGGAAAAAUUAGCCAGAUGCCAAUAAUCCUGACCCCGCUGCAUUUCGAUCGGGACCCGCUGCAGAAACAGCCGUCCUGCCAGAGAUCCGUGGUCAUCCGGACGUUUAUUACGAGCGACUUCAUGACUGGGAUUGCAGCAACUCCUGGUAAUGAGGUUCCAGAAGAGGUUGUAUUAAAAAUGGUGGCAGAGAUAAAGAAGAUUCCUGGCAUUUCUCGGGUGAUGUAUGACUUGACCUCAAAGCCACCAGGAACUACGGAGUGGGAGUAAAUAACUUUUUUUUACUGAAGUACUGUGUGCAGUCUAAAUCAUAUCAGAAACCAUUCCCAGUGUUGACAUGCAGUACUGUGAAAGAGUGACUGGAGCUGACUCCUCUCCUGGAGCGCAGGGCGGCGGUGACGAGCAGUGCAGGGAUAACAGAGUGGGGCUGAGGAUUUGUACGGGUAAAUGAUGGCAGCGUUGCCUGUGUGCAGACAGAUUCCCAUUGCUUUGGCCUUUGUCUUACUGAUUCUUCCCAUUCCCACGUGUUCCAGUUGUUAACUGUCAUUUCAACUUGUCUUUGGUUUUGUACACUGUGUAAAAAGAGACAGCUUAUUUACUUCUACCAAAAGCAUUGUUACAGCCUAAAAAUGUAAAAUGAAUUCUUUGUGACCAACUGCUUUUGAACAAAUUUAUUAUAAAUAAAUAUUUUGCCAAAUGGAGUAGUGGGUACUGCUGAGUUGUGGAAUUAACGUGUAUCUGUUGUGUGCUGUUAGGCCUGUUUCUAGAUUGUUUGACCUGUAAGCCCGUGGCAAUAACAUUGAGUCCCAAAAGAGCAAUGCUGAAGUGUUAUGAGAUGACCUUCUGCCUGCCUGCCUGUCUGUCCUCACUCCCUCUUGCAUUGCCUGGUAGGUGUGUUGGUUGGUGACAGGCAUGUCCCCAUCACACGCUGUGUUUGUGGAAGUGUCACAUCCCUGCGAGGUGUCUGUGUGCUUCUGGGGCCUCGGAGAGGAGUAAAAGCAGGAGUGCAGCUCUAAAAGCUGUGGCACCAGAGCUCCAGGAUGGCCGAAUCCUGGUUCUGGUCUCCAACCCUUAUGCAAUAGUCCCUUCACAGCCUGCUGCUGCCCAUGUGCUUACGUUAUACUUGAUGAUAGUUUGUUUUCUUCACAUUAGCUUUCACAGGAUUUAUUUUUUUUUUUAAUGUAAUGUAUUCAGCUUGUUUUUUAAAAUCCUUAUAGUCAUUAGUGUGGAGUCACAGUAUUGGAGUGGCUUACCCAACCAGUAUAGAUUAUUUCCAUCGUGUAUACUCUGCUGUUUCUGUAGUUAAGCAAUAAUUUAAGAGGUGUUUAUCUUGGACACCUGUGCUUUCCUGAUACAUCAAGGCAGAGCUGUCUCCAUCCACCUGAGAGUGCUGAGCAUGUCCUGCAGAUGCUGUCUGUGGAGUUGCAGGUUCUGUAGCAGCUCUGAGCUGAGCAGCUUGCUGGAUAACUGCCCAUGGAACUGCUGCUGUGUGCUCCCAGUCAGCCCUGCCAUCCAUUUCUUGCAGCUGAAUGGAAGGCAACUGUUCAAGUUCUAUGUGGGCAAAACAGUUGCUCUCAACUGUUCAGGAGCAUGGCGUGUUUCAUGGCUGUAGCUACUUAUAUUUCUGCUUACACAGAUCAAUGAACUGGAAUAAUGGUUGAAAGUGUUCUGUUUUGUUUGGUUGCACAUCGUGUGUUCCUAUUAUUUCUGCAUUUUCUGCCUACGCAUUAUGGAAAUUUAGUUUAACUCCAGCUUACAGGACGUGGCUAAUAUGUGAACUUCUGAUUUCUGCCUGUAUUCCUGAGCAGCUGCAUUUCCUCUGGAGGUGGCGUGCAGCAGCCCCUGCACUCUUGGGCCACUCCUGCUGCAGUGGCCAUGAGCUGCCCUGCACUUGCACCUCGCAUGGGGCUUGGGUGAACAGAUCCUAACUGCUGUGCAUCUCAGCUGCCUCCUUCUGAGCUGGUGUAGUACUUGUAACUGCACUCAUCGUCACCUCGGUGAGCUUUAUGCUAUGUGGACGCAGUUACACAUGUUAACUCAUGCUCUUUUGCUACUGGGCUGUGAUCUGUACAAGCUGGUGAUCGCAGGGCUGUGUAUCAGUGGUUGCUGUGGCAGAAUCUAUUGCUACAGCAUGGGUUCUGUUGAAAGCAAACCUAAUUUUUUAGUGUAUCAUAUUUCAAACAACAGCUCCCUGAUAAACUGACAGCCUUAGAGUACACUUCAUUUUUUAGUCUGAAAGACCUGAGGAUAGUUUUCAUUGUUGCGUUGGUAUCUCUUAGGUAAAUGGUGAGAUGACAAUAGAAUCUCCCUGGUGUGCUGCAGGAGUACUUCAGCCUCUGAAUGCUGUAGCAGUUGCUUGUUAUUAGUAGGCUUGCUCUUGCUGCCACUGCUACGUUGUCAGUUACCUUGACAGCAAAUAGACAAAACAGAAGGAAUCACUAAAAAGUAGGGAAUAUUGAGCAUUUCUCAUAUCCCAAACCUCCCCAGUUUUGAGUGAGACACUUCUAGCUGGUCUCCUGGAAACAAACUGCAGUGUGGUUACAAAGCAGCUGGCGAGGUGUGGGUGACAACGGCCACGAUGUGCAUCAGGACUGGUGUGUUGGUGCCUCGUGAUGUGUCCCCAGCACACCAGGAUGGGAAUCUUGUGUUUGCUGCGUGCUGUGGACUGGGAAGUGCUUCCAUCUGCACUGGAGGUGUAAGGUGUUCCUGCACACUGUGUGUAUGCUGAAGUUGGGCAUCCACUUUAAACAUCUUCUCAUCAUGUUGGUCUGUGAAAUGGAGCUUGGCAGCAAUUCCUGUGCUCUUUUAGAAAUCUUACUUGUUUCUCUUUGUUUUUUAAACCAGAAAGGUGAAUAUUGAAAUGUCUAGGCAUAAACUAUUGCACUAUAAUCGAAAGGUCUUACGGAAACGAAAUUUGUGAUCUUUCGCUAUCUUCCCCUGUUGACACCUGUGCCAUGCAUUGUAGGAGUGGGUUGUUCUUAGGAAGGUCAGUGGUGUUAUCCCAGCAGUUCUGUGUAUAGGACAGUCAGAAGCGGAGAGGAACGUAAAUACUCUGUUCACUUUCUUAAAAUCCUACAUUUAGCACAUAGUUUACAAUCUAAUACCUGUAGCUGCCCUGUACAGUUGUUCACCUCAAGUCUUCAGUAAAACAUGUCAGCAGUUAGAGGAAUUUGUAUCGGGGGCAUUGCCCACCAUUCUCAAUUUUUAACAUUUUUUCUGCUUGUGAAAUGAUAAAGUACUGUGAGCCUUAAUUUUUAUCCACAAAUAAAAAUGUUAUGUUUGAA
This is a messenger RNA of Tympanuchus pallidicinctus (lesser prairie-chicken), 5221 nucleotides long. RefSeq names its product guanine monophosphate synthase (gene GMPS). The transcript has 16 exons. Bases 126 to 2207 code for a protein of 693 amino acids. Lineage: Eukaryota; Metazoa; Chordata; Aves; Galliformes; Phasianidae. Gene Ontology annotation, molecular function: GMP synthase (glutamine-hydrolyzing) activity; GMP synthase activity; ATP binding. The record is from RefSeq and is a predicted model, not a curated record. Gene Ontology annotation, biological process: GMP biosynthetic process. Gene Ontology annotation, cellular component: cytosol.